CAACCAUACCAAACUCAAUACUGAAUUAACAGUUAACAGUUAACGCAAUUAUUUUUGUUAAAGUUUUAUAGAAAUAAAGAAGUUGGACUUUGUUGAAGUUAAUAAUAUCACAGUUUUAUAGUUGAUAAAAUCACACUUGUUACUUUUUCUAAUUCAAAUAAUAUAAAUCAAUAAAUUCAAGUUCAUUCAAUUGAUUUGAGAUCAGAUAUAAAAAACAUGGAUAUUAAAAAAAUUUGUCGAAUAUGUCUCGCCAAUACAAAUCGUUUAAGAGAUAUUUAUGAAGGCAGGAUAUGUAGAAUAAUUGAAAAAUGUGCUUCUGUUAAGGUGAUGGAAGGUGAUGGCCUACCUCAUAACAUAUGCAUAGCUUGCUUCUAUAGGCUGAAACAAUUUUAUUCAUUCAAGAGAAAAAUAGAGCAUAAUGAAAAGUAUCUUCGAAAGAUCAUUAAAAAUAAAACAGAGCGCAGGGAUAUUUUGAAUUUAGCUUUAACCAAAGCCAAUAUAAAUAGUAAGAGUAUGAGUGCUACGAAUGGAGAAGAAAUCAAUGAAGAGGAUAUUCCUCUCAGUGAAAGGUUGACUAAGUCAGAAGAAAUGCACGAAGCACAUGAAAAUGAUCCUCCACCUCUUAUACCAUUAGUGUUUGAUAAUAAAUCUGAGGCGGGAGUGAAUAUAGAUGUACCUCCUUUAAUUCCUAUAAAUCCAGGUGUGAACAUUAAUGCUCUUGAAAACAUUGUUCCAAUGAUAGAAAACCAAGAGUACUAUUCUAAAAAUUGCGAUAAAAAAUUUGAAAAAAGUAGUUUAUUCGAAGAGCAUAAACUGAAUACAUGUAAAGAAAAUUUACUGCAGUGCAAUAUCUGCAAAAAAGGUUUUUUUGAUAAAGCGAAGCUCAUUAAACAUUUGAAAGCACAUGUGAUUGUUAAAGGUUACUGUUGUAAAAUUUGCAAUAAGCAAUAUCCGAAUGCUAGUAGAUUUCGAAAUCACCUACUGAUUCAUAAAGGAGAACGUCCUUUCUGUUGCACAGUUUGCAAGAAAGGUUUUGUAACAAGAGGUGGACUUGAUAGACAUUUAAAAACUCAUGGUGAAAGCCGGCCAUAUAUAUGUGAUGUUUGUGGGCGGUCUUUUAAAGUUCCUGAAUAUUUGGAGAAACAUAAAAAGCUACAUGCAAAUAUUAAACCCUUUUGUUGUACAGUCUGUGACAAACAGUUUUCACAGUCACAGCACCUAGAGGUUCACAACCUUACAUAUCAUACACAUGAACGCCCUUAUUUGUGCAAUGUAUGUGGAAAGGGAUUUGUCAGUUCCCCAAGACUGAAGAGGCAUAUGGGAGUACAUACCGGGUUCAAGCCAUUUGUCUGUCAGUAUUGCCCAAAAACUUACACAACAUCUAAAAAUUUGAAAAUUCAUGAACAACGCCAUGUGAACGGUGGUUCUUCUGAGAAAAGUUAUUGUAAUAUUUGUAACAGAAAAUUUUCUCAUCCUUGGCGUCUUGCUAAACACAAAAAAAUUCACGAGGGAAUGUAUCAAUGUAAGACUUGUAGUAAGACCUACUCAUCAGAAAAUAUAUUGAAUAAACAUCUAAUCACAGUACACGGAUAUAUGGAAGAAACGACUCUUGUGACAGAAGAUACAUCCCAUAUAAAUAUGUAAGGCGAUGAAAACGUGCUAAAUUUUGUAUUUUUAAUAUAAGUUGCAUGUUGAUUCAAUAAAAGUUACACUAUUCAUGAUGCUUA
Messenger RNA from Leptinotarsa decemlineata (Colorado potato beetle), 1727 nucleotides. RefSeq lists its product as uncharacterized. Gene Ontology annotation, cellular component: nucleus. NCBI's taxonomy places the organism in Eukaryota, Metazoa, Arthropoda, Insecta, Coleoptera, Chrysomelidae. Gene Ontology annotation, biological process: regulation of DNA-templated transcription. The record is from RefSeq and is a predicted model, not a curated record. Gene Ontology annotation, molecular function: RNA polymerase II cis-regulatory region sequence-specific DNA binding; zinc ion binding; DNA-binding transcription factor activity, RNA polymerase II-specific.